ACCAAAGCUAUUUUGGUGACUUUAACAUCACAGCUAAGAAUCAAAAAUGCAGCCAGAAAACGACACGUCGGGGACUACAGCCGCAUCGAGCCAUUUGCAGUUUCUGAGCAAUAUAGCACACGGAAGUUUCGGAAUGGCCAAGUAUGCUUACCACAAAACGGGCGAUGCCACCAACUAUGUAGUUAAUGGAAUAAAGGACAGUUCGCAUACAGCCCAGGUAGUCGAUGCGAGUAAAAAUGUGUACAGCACAGCCAAAGACUACCAUCGCAAAAUCAGCGAGAGCCCAAUCACCGAACAGACAGGAUCGGCCUUACGUUAUAUGGCCGGAGCCACUUACAACACUGGCCUGCAGGCUUAUCAGAUAGUAUCUACCAACCCAAUUACGGGCCCGGUACUUCGAUUUGCCGGCGCUGCAAUUGGUUCCGCCAUCACACUGAACUUAAUGGCCACAUCGGUGGCGAGCCGUGCCGGGAGAGAACUAGUAAGGGCAUCGUGUAUUCGCAACUCCUUGUGGAUAUUCAACAAGCUGCAUUUACCGAACACGCUGAGGGCAUCGGCCGUUUUCGCAGGAGUUAGCACUCAGAACUACAUCGCUUCUGGGGUGAUUCCUGGUUUGUUCACAGCAUGGGCGAUCUAUGAUGGGUACCGUGUCGCUCGGUAUUGUUACGAUGUGUACCAGGACAAGGAACGGGAACGGUCACAGCAAGCUGAGCGAUUGAACGAGGCUGUCCAGAUGUUGUUUAACUUUCCAGAGGAUUUGGCAGCCCAGCAAAUUCGCAUUCUGUACUUCGGUAUGUAUGCUCCGCAGUAGGCUGAGACUUUUCGGUUAAGUUCAUAAGAAUGUGUGUAUUAUAUCACUUAUAAUCUCAGAGUAUCGUAUUAUUGAUUAUUUUCAAUGAAGUACAAAUAUAUCUUUGGUUUACUA
This is a messenger RNA of Aedes aegypti (yellow fever mosquito), 925 nucleotides long. RefSeq lists its product as uncharacterized. The record is from RefSeq and is a predicted model, not a curated record. The transcript is spliced from 2 exons. Lineage: Eukaryota; Metazoa; Arthropoda; Insecta; Diptera; Culicidae. The coding region runs from base 47 to 811 and encodes 254 amino acids.